AUGGCUUCCAUCACAUCUAUUGUCAAGACAGCUGAUUGGAUCUUGUCGAGACCAACUUUGGCAAAGGUUGUCGUUCCUGUUGCUAAAACUUUCUGUGCCUACGCUGGAUACAGAGAGAUGGGUUUGAAAUUCAACGAUUUGCUUUUGGAAGAAACUCCAGUUGCUCAGAAAGCCCUUUCCAGAUUACCAGAUGAUGUCACCUACGCUAGAAACUACAGAAUGAUUACUGCCCAUCAGUUAGCUUUGUCCCAUCAAUUGUUGCCUCCAAGCAAAGCUCUCAAGCCAGAAGAGGACACACACUACUUAAUUCCUUACCUCUUGGAGGCUGAGAAGGAAGCAUUCGAGAAAGCCGAGUUGGACAACAUUGAGGUCUAA
This is a messenger RNA of Sungouiella intermedia, 375 nucleotides long. Lineage: Eukaryota; Fungi; Ascomycota; Pichiomycetes; Serinales; Metschnikowiaceae. The record is from the annotation of a GenBank genome assembly.